UUCAGAUAUGCAUGAGUGGUCACAGUUCCUUUGAAACCAGAACUAAGAUUAAAAAGAAAAACCUUGCCAUUAAGAAUAAGAAUUGCAUCGAUCUAAAAGGAGAUUUUCUAGUAGUCAUCUUCAAAGAGAAGGAGUAUCUGCAGCCACAGAAGGAAGAAAACAGACUGGAGCAUUAUGGAUAUGACAUCCCCCUCUCCUUUCAUUGUCUCAACACAAAUCAUUGCAACAUCUGCUGGCAAAAACAGAACCUGCUAUGAUUCCGGCAAAAACGAAGAAGUGCUUGUUUAUGCAAUCUUCACUAUGCUUUUUUGUGUAUUGGGAAUGUUGGGCAAUGGCCUUGUGAUCUGGUUGCUGGGCUCCUCCGUUAAGAGGAACACUUUUGCCAUUUAUAUUAUCAACCUCUCUGUUGCAGACUUUGGUUUUCUCACCUUUGAGCUGAUUAUCGAAAUCCACUGGCUUUUUACACAUUUGUAUUGUGACUUUCCCUACGAACUCUUCCAAACAGGCCUGCUGUUAAUGUACAGUACAGGGCAAUUUCUCCUGACAGUCAUCAGCAUCGACAGGUGUAUUUCGGUCCUUUUCCCAAUUUGGUAUCGAUGCCACCGGCCGGUGCAUAUGUUCACUAUUGUGUGUGUUGUCAUCUGGGCCGUUUCCUUCAUCCUCUCUUCAAUUCAUUUCACAAUUAUAGCAGUGGAUGGAUUUGGAAACAGUUAUACUCUGAUGUAUCAAUUCAUCAUUAAUGCUGUGCUUUGUCUCCCACUUAUGACCAUCUCCAGUGUCACCUUGUUUAUCAAAAUCUGCUUCAUAUCCAAAAGCCAAAGGCGGAGGCAGCUUUUGACAGCUAUUUUGCUCACACUUUUCUUCUUUUUAGUCCUGGGUUUUCCACUAAAUGUCUUUUAUUUUAUCCAGUAUUUUUUGAAGUAUAUACAUCCCAACCUUGUACAUUAUGGCUACUUGUGUACCUGCAUCAACAGCAGCAUUAACCCUCUGAUCUAUUAUCUAGUGGGGAGACAGAAGGGUAAAACUCAGAGAAGCAUCAAGGACUUGCUUCAGAAAGUUUUCAAGGAGGAAGAAAAUUGUACUAAUCAAAUGGAAACUUCAGAAGGUGCCACGAUCUGAACUCUUUAAUUUCACCAUUGUCAUCCAUAAGAAAUAAUCAUUUCUUUCCAAGCAAGCCCAUAAUUUAUCUAUUUUUAUUUAAUGGACACUUAUCUCUAUGCUGAUUAAUGUGUGCAUGAAUCCACAAUUUGUGCAGACAAUUAUCUUUGUGCAAUAUCAAAACAUUUCUCAAGUAACCUAUUUACCUAGCAUCUCCAAUCUGAUGAUUAAUUAGCUUGUUUUAGUUCAGCUGUCCCUGACUUGAGUGGCCUUCAAGUCUAUCUUUGAACUUCGGUGUCUAACCAGUAGGAUCAUUGUUAAGAAUUUAAGUGGACAUUCACAUUUUUGAAGGCAUUCAUCAUAGAAAGGCCAAGCCAAGGAUGGACACAGGUAGCCUUCAAAAUGUCUUAGGUUCUAUCAGGUAUAUGACCAAUGGUGAAGGAUAAUGGAAUUCUAGUUCAGUGUUAUCUGGGGAAUCCUAUAUAUCUCCAUAAGGCCAGGAUUCAUCAAAUCAACUGUAUCAAAAGAAGACAACUGAUACAACAAUUAUGAAAUCACAUUGAAAUGGAAAAAGUUGUAUGAUUCCAGCAGAAAAGAAUCAAACUGAAAAUAUUUUAAUAUUUAUAAAUAUUAAUGGUAAUAUUUAUAAACUGGCCUCUCUUCCUCCGUAUGUGUG
Molecule: messenger RNA, 1774 nt
Organism: Notechis scutatus (mainland tiger snake)
Lineage: Eukaryota; Metazoa; Chordata; Lepidosauria; Squamata; Elapidae
Product: mas-related G protein-coupled receptor member H-like
Biological process (GO): G protein-coupled receptor signaling pathway
Cellular component (GO): plasma membrane
Molecular function (GO): G protein-coupled receptor activity
Source: RefSeq, a predicted model, not a curated record